Dacryopinax primogenitus is the source of this 771-nucleotide messenger RNA. RefSeq lists its product as uncharacterized. Lineage: Eukaryota; Fungi; Basidiomycota; Dacrymycetes; Dacrymycetales; Dacrymycetaceae. The transcript has 2 exons. The record is from RefSeq and is a predicted model, not a curated record. The coding region runs from base 41 to 739 and encodes 232 amino acids.
CGGGAGUCGAAUACUGGAAGUGGGAUGCGGGCAGGGGGAUAUGACUGCUGUUCUGGCUGCUGCUGUCGCCCAGGAGGGAGGGAAGGGUCAGGUCGUCGCUGUCGAUCCUGCGCCUUUGGACUAUGGUGCACCAUUCACGAUCGGCGACGCCCAAGCGCAUCUCUCCUCCGGCCCCCUAGGAGCUCACAUCACAUGGGUGCAAUCCUCUCCAAUUGACUAUCUCUCAUCCUCCAGCCAGUUCGACACUGCUGUCCUCGCCCACUGCUUGUGGUACUUCUCCUCCCCUUCCCUGCUGCUCAGUACUCUCCGCGCCCUCCGAGCACGCUGUACCAAUCUCUGCAUAGGCGAAUGGAGCCUCUCUGCUUCUCUGAAGGAGGGGCAAGCACAUGUGUUCGCCGCGCUUACGCAGGCUGCGCUGGAAUGCCGCAAGCCAUCGAGCGAGUCUAAUGUCCGCACCGUCCUCUCCCCCUCUGCUAUCAAAACCUUGGCACAGGAAGCUGGCUGGUCACUCGAGUCGGAGCGUAGCAUCACACCCGAGCUUCGGUUGCUAGAUGGGAGAUGGGAGGUAGGAGAUGUGCUCGACCCUGCGUUUGAGGAGGAAGUGAAGGAGAACGUGCAGGAUGAGAGGGAGAGGGGGGUCAUCUUCGCCCUGCGGGACGCCACCCAAGCCGCUGUGGAUAGAGUGGAAGGGAUGAAGGGGGUGGGAUGUAUGGAGGUUUGGGUUGCUGUGUUUGUUUGACGCGCUGCGGGGCAGACAUCUAGGAGAUUGAG